UUUCGCGCAUGCGCCAUUCGCCAUUAAUCUUCCAUGUGUUUCAUCUCUCUUUGAUCGCGAAUUGAAACUUACGAGUGUGUUGUUAGAUACUCUUCACCAACCUGACUGUGUAUUAUUAUUAUUAUAUUUAGAGUGGUUAAAAUAAUAAUUUAUUGGCUUAAACAAACAACAAUGGUUAAACUAUCUGCUGAAUUAAUAGAACAUUCAGCUCAAUAUACCAACCCGGUUAGAGACCGUGAAUUAGAUCUGCGAGGCUAUAAAAUUCCUGUUAUUGAAAAUUUGGGCACUACUUUGGAUCAAUUUGAUACCAUAGAUUUUUCUGAUAACGAAAUUCGAAAACUGGAUGGAUUUCCUCUCUUGAAGCGCCUAAAGUGCCUACUUCUGAGUAACAACAGAAUAGUGCGGAUUGGUGAGGAUUUAGAAUUAUCUGUACCCAACUUGGAAACUAUAAUUUUAACAAACAACAGUAUUCAAGAAUUAUCUGAUCUUGACAAUUUGGCCAAUUGUAAAAAUCUUAAAUAUUUGAGCUUACUCCGGAACCCAGUUACAAAUAAGAAAAAUUACAGACUUUAUGUAGCACACAAAUUACCUACCGUUCGAGUAUUAGACUUUCAAAGAAUCAAACAGAAAGUGAGUUCAACAUGA
This is a messenger RNA of Octopus sinensis (East Asian common octopus), 645 nucleotides long. Its product is annotated as U2 small nuclear ribonucleoprotein A'. Gene Ontology annotation, biological process: mRNA splicing, via spliceosome. Gene Ontology annotation, cellular component: U2 snRNP. The coding region runs from base 172 to 645 and encodes 157 amino acids. Gene Ontology annotation, molecular function: protein binding; U2 snRNA binding. The transcript has 5 exons. The record is from RefSeq and is a predicted model, not a curated record. Lineage: Eukaryota; Metazoa; Mollusca; Cephalopoda; Octopoda; Octopodidae.